Molecule: messenger RNA, 2604 nt
Organism: Colletotrichum spaethianum
Lineage: Eukaryota; Fungi; Ascomycota; Sordariomycetes; Glomerellales; Glomerellaceae
Exons: 1
Coding region: 1-2604 (867 amino acids)
Source: RefSeq, a predicted model, not a curated record
AUGGACCACCCGAGUCCGUCCGCCCGCAGUGGCGGCGGCGGUACGCCAGCGACCAGACGACAGGGACCAGCAGAAGGACCAGAAGUCGUAUCCGACGAAAGCUCAGCGAGCUCGAUGUCGGACGAGGAGGACGCGGGCGACGUAGGCCCCGGAUAUAGACCCCAGACGCCCACGCCCCCACCCCAGCGACGACAGCAGCAACCGCAACCACAAAACAAUCCGCCACCACCAAGGGGUAGCAGGGAGAGGGAUAUUCGUGCAGAACGACACCGUGACCGUGAUCGGGAAAGAGACCGCGAUAGGGACAGGGACCGGGACAAGGAUCGGGAUCGGGAUCGGGAUCGAGAUCGAGAUCCGGGGUUCAAGAGAGGAGGACCGCCGCCGCCGCCGCUGGACAGGGAUCGCGAUCGAGAAAGGGAUCGAGACCGGGACCGCGAUAGCCCGCCUACGCCGAGGGAUGCAAAGCGGCAGAGCUUCGCGGUGGACGACAAGUACUACGGCAGCGGGCACGGCGGCAGCAACGCCCACCACAACGGCCACGCCCGGCGGCAGAGUGUGCCGCCCAACAGCGCCAACAACGGCGCCAAGCGGCAGAGCAUCACGGAACGGCUCAUGAGCACCUGGACGGCGCGUACGGCACGGGAACCUGUGGGCGCCGCCUCGUCUACAAUGCCGCCCUCACGCCGCGCCUCGUCCGCCUCGACGGCGGCGAGCAAGUUCAACCCGAUGGGCCGCGUGCGCGAGUGGCUCGACACGUGCAAUGCAGAGCACGGCGACCACUGCUCCAGCCCGCCGGGGGACACGUGGCGGCCGAUAUGGCUCAUCGAUUCGGUGAACCGGUGCCUUGUGCGCGCGCGCGCGACGGACCGUUACAUUGCGCUGAGCUACGUCUACGAGCCGCCGCUGCCGAGCUCAAGGGGCCCUGUCGAGACGCUGAGGGGGAACCUGGAGAUGCUGACGGCGAGCAUGGACGACGCGGACAUACCGCAGACCAUAUUGGAUGCGAUGUGGCUGGCGAGGAAGCUGGGCAUCAAGUACCUCUGGGUGGACCGUUUCUGCAUCGUGCAGGAUGACGACGUGGAAAGGGAGGAGCAUGUCAAGAACAUGGCCUACGUCUAUGCGAACGCGUACCUGACAAUCGUGGCCGCGGCGGGGGACGCCGAGACGGGGCUGACGGGACUGCUGAGGAGGACGCCGCCGCCGCGCGGGGCCACGGCGAGGAAGCUCGAAGACCUGGUGCUCUCGUCGCGGUGGGCCGGCCGGGCGUGGACGGUGCAGGAGGGCAUGUACUCCCGGCGCAAGGUGUACGUCUUUGAGGAGACUGUGACGUGGGAGUGCCACUGCGACGUGUGGCAGGGCUCGCCCACCGGCGGCCGCUUCAGCAAGAUCCUCAAGGGCGGGAGCCGCAACGGCCCCUGCCUGCAGAGGGCGUUCCCCGCGGCCAUGGGGUUCCUGCACCCCGUGUGGCCGGACAUGGACGAGUACGCGCGCAUCGCGAUGGAGUACAGCGCGCGGCGGGUGACGCUCAUGUCGGACACGACGAGGGCCCUGCGGGGCAUCACGACGGUGCUCUCGCGGUCGUUCGCCGGCGGCUUCAUCUUCGGCAUGCCGGUGGGCUUCCUCGACGUCGCGAUGCUAUGGCAGCCGCGGGCCAUGGUGCGGCGGCGGCAGAUGAUGCAGCCCGUGACGGGGAUGAACCCGCUGCCGUCGUGGAGCUGGCUCGGGUGGCACUACGACGGCGUGCCCGCGGACCUCACGCUCUGGCGCGCCGCGGCAGACUACGUUCAGGACGCGCCGCCGUCCGGCAAGAAGGGCGCCGAGAGGCGGUUCAAGAGCCCCUACGCCUUCCGGCUGCGGUCGCUGGUGAGCUACGAGCUGACGGACCGGGCGACGUACACGCCGCUACCGAACGACGGCAUGGCGUACCGCGACCGUAGGCACAGGAGGACGGUGCCGUUGCCCGCGGGGUGGUCGAGGAGCAGCGGCGGGUUUCGAUAUGCCGGAGACCCGGAGGUGGUGUUCCGGUACCCGGUGCCCGUGGCGGAGAUGGCUGGCGGGGACGGGGCGAUCGGGGGCUCGCCGUUCGGAGACUUUGCGCUGAGCGCGACGUUGUUGUCGUUCAGCACGACCAUGGCGUUCCUCGAGGUCGACUUUGCCACGGCGAGGAACGGGGCGCCGCUCGACGCCAAGGCCGCCAACGCCGUGAACACGGGCAACAACACCGGUCCGGCAGCAGGGCUGGUCGCGCCGGGCAGGGGCUACGGCGUGCCGCUGGCGAUUGGAAACAUUUGGUCGCGGACGGGCAAGUGGUGCGGCGUGGUCACGGCGCACGACAGCUGGUUGGGCCUGCAGGGCGCGAACCACACCGGGGAGGAGAAGCUGGAGUUUGUGGCGAUUUCGAUGGCGAGCGAGAGGGGCGGGAGCCAUGUGUUUGACCUGGACGCUUUCCGGGACAACAUGGACGAGGACGAGAUUGUGGACUUUGUCAACGUCUUGUGGGUUGAGAGGGUGGGCGGCGUGUGUUACCGGAGGGGGCUGGGGCAUGUGGUACAGAAGGUUUGGGAUGCAGUGGCGAGGGACCGGAUCGAGGUUCUUCUUGGGUAA